Myiozetetes cayanensis is the source of this 942-nucleotide messenger RNA. It is a transcript of the gene SNRPA1, whose product is annotated as small nuclear ribonucleoprotein polypeptide A'. The transcript is spliced from 9 exons. The coding region runs from base 73 to 840 and encodes 255 amino acids. Lineage: Eukaryota; Metazoa; Chordata; Aves; Passeriformes; Tyrannidae. Gene Ontology annotation, biological process: mRNA splicing, via spliceosome. Gene Ontology annotation, molecular function: U2 snRNA binding; protein binding. Gene Ontology annotation, cellular component: U2 snRNP. The record is from RefSeq and is a predicted model, not a curated record.
GUCCUGAGGCGGCGCGCGCGGCCUGUCGGGGUUGUCGCGGGGCCUGUCGGGGCUGUCGCGGGGCCUGUCGCGAUGGUGAAGCUCACGGCGGAGCUCAUCGAGCAGGCGGCGCAGUACACCAACGCUGUCCGCGACAGGGAGCUCGACCUGCGCGGCUACAAAAUCCCCGUGAUUGAGAACUUGGGAGCCACCCUGGACCAGUUUGAUGCCAUUGAUUUCUCUGACAACGAGAUCCGGAAGCUGGAUGGGUUCCCCCUGCUGAGGAGGCUGAAAACUCUGCUCAUGAACAACAACAGGAUUUGUCGGAUCGGGGAGAACCUGGAGCAGGCUCUGCCCAGCCUCACAGAGCUCAUUCUCACCAACAACAACAUUGCUGAACUGGGCGAACUGGAUCCGUUAGCAACUAUUAAAUCACUGACCUACCUGAGCGUUUUAAGGAAUCCUGUAACAAAUAAGAAGCAUUACAGAUUGUACCUAAUCCAUAAAGUUCCCCAGGUCAGAGUGCUGGAUUUUCAAAAAGUGAAACUCAAAGAGCGACAGGAGGCAGAGAAAAUGUUCAAGGGCAAACGGGGUGCACAGCUUGCAAAGGAUAUUGCCAGGAGAGCAAAAACCUUCAACCCCGGGGCUGGUCUGCCAACUGACAAAAAGAAAACUGGGCCGUCCCCAGGGGACGUGGAGGCAAUUAAGACUGCCAUAGCAAAUGCCACGACUCUGGCCGAGGUGGAGAGGCUGAAGGGUUUGCUGCAGGCUGGACAGAUCCCUGGCAGAGAGCGAAAAUCAGGUCCCUCGGAGGACGGCGAAGAAGAAAUGGAAGAGGACACGGUGCCCAACGGGCCGUAGCCGGCUCCGGUGCUGCCCCGGAGCCCCUUCCCGCGCCGCUCGGGGCCCAUCGCCCCCGUCCCUGCACAUUUCGGUGUCCAAUAAACCAGCGCUCCCUUUUUC